AUGCCACGUGGACUCUUCCGGCCACGCCCCCUGGGACCGCCGAACCCCGCCCCCGGGGACGCGGGCGUUGCUCGGCAACCGCCGGGGACUUGGCCGGCGCCGCUGCCGUCUCCCCGGAGCCUAGAACCGCGGCCCUCCGGAGGCAUGGGCGACCCGUCGCAGAGCCCCGACCCCGCCCAGGAGCGGAGGACGUCCCAAGCCUCGAACCCGAGGCGCAGUCGGGAGUUCUCGCAGGCCCAGGUGUCGUUCCCCGACGACGGGCAGCGGGGCCGGCAGGGCGCCCGGACGUCCGGGGCUGGCCUGGGCCAGACCGACGCGCAGAGGGCACCGCGGGCCAGCCUGACCCCACGCGGGUCCCAGGGCCAGGAGGACCAGCCCGGGGGCCCAGUGUACCCCUCAGGCCUGCCCUCGGGACUCCAGCCUCCUGGCUCCGUGGCCGAGGGGACCCCACAGCAUGUCCCGCACCCCCACGGUUUCUUCCAGCAGCUGCAGUCCGCCCUCCAUGUCCCCAGCAGGGAUGUCCUAAGCCAGCUCAACCUGUAUCAGAAAGACGACGUGCAGUUCAGCCAGGCAACCCCGCACGGCCCCUACUUGAGGGAUGACCCUGCCCUCCAAUCCUCACCCUCCCAGCUGGGCUCCGUGUCCCCCGGCAAGCACCUGUCUGAGCCCGCGCCCCUGGAGCUGGCCGUGCAGAAUGCCAAAGCCUACCUGAUGCAGACCACCGAUAACAAUGACAUCAGCCUGUACGAGCACAUGGUGAACCUGUUGACCAAGAUCCUCAACGAGCGCCCGGAUUGCCCCUUGUCCAUCCUGGAGUCUCUGAACCGCACCACACAGAGGGAGUGGUUCCACCCCAAACAGGACACCCUACGGGAGGAGCCCGAGAUGCAGAGCACCUACGAGAUGGCGGAGAAGCAGAAGGUUCUUUUCAGCCAGAACGACCAGGAGAUAGAAGAGGAAGUGACAGAAGGCCCGGUGCCCGACAUCAUGGAGGCGGCCUACUACUUCCAGCAGGCCGACGUGGGCCUGGGCCUGGACGAGAGCUUGCUCAUCUUCCUGGCCCUCAAGCAGCUGGCCAAGCAGCAGCCGGUCCGCACGUGCCGCUUCUGGGGCAAGAUCCUGGGCGUGGAGCGCAGCUACCUGGUGGCCGAGGUGGAGCUGCGCGAGGGCGAGGAGGAGGCCGAGGACGAGGAGGCCGAGGAGGAGGAGCUCGAGAAAACGAGGGACACCCCGCCCCGGCCGCAGUGGAAGCCGCCGCCCGCCGUGCCCACCGAGGAAAGCGGCUCGGGGGCCAACAAGUACGUGUACUUCGUGUGCAACGAGCCGGGGCUGCCGUGGGCGCGGCUGCCGCCCGUGACGCCCGCGCAGAUCGUGGCGGCGCGCAGCAUCCGGAAGUUCUUCACGGGCCGCCUGGACGCGCCCGUGGUCAGCUACCCGCCCUUCCCCGGCACCGAGGCCAACUACCUGCGCGCGCAGAUCGCGCGCAUCUCGGCCGCCACGCACAUCAGCCCGCUCGGCUACUACCGCUUCCGCGAGGACAGGGGCAGAGACGACGAGGAGGUCGACGACGAGGAGAAGGGCGGCGGGGGGCGCGACUCCUGUGAGAGGAACCCCGACUUCGAGGGCAUACCCGUGUACGAGUUGGUCAACUCCAUGGCCAACUGGGUGCACCACGUGCAGCACAUCCUGCCGCAGGGCCGCUGUACUUGGGUGAACCCUUUCCGGAAGACAGAGGAGGAGGAGGAAGAAAAGGGAGAAGGGAUGGAGGAGAUGAAACAGGAGAUGGGGCCGCCACUGCUGACCCCACUCUCGGAAGAUUCAGAAAUCAUGCACCUGCCACCCUGGACCACCCGCCUGUCCUGCAGCUACAGCCCGCAGUAUGCCGUGGCCCUCGUGCGCUCCAACCUCUGGCCAGGGGCCUUCGCCUACGCCAGUGGCAGGAAGUUUGAGAACCUCUACAUUGGCUGGGGUCACAAGGACAAUCAGGAGAACUUCAACCCGACCCUGCCAGGCCCAGUCCAGCAGGAGUACACCGAGGGCCCCGAGGUCAGGGAGAUGGACGACCCCACGGUGGAGGAGGAGCAGGCCCUGAAGGCCGCCAAGGAGCGCGCCCUGAAGGCGGCUCAGGAGCAGGCCCUGGAGGCCUCCGAGGAGGAAGAGGAGGACAAGGAGGAGGACGAGGAAGAGGAGGACGAGGAUGACUGAGCUCCUCCCGCCCUUUCCCGAAGCAGCCACAGCCCCGCCCCCUAAUGCAUAUUCAUGUUGUUGGUAUCCUGUUGGCUUCACUACUCCAAAUAAAAUUGCCCUGUGGUCUUCAUUCAGCCAUCA
This is a messenger RNA of Jaculus jaculus (lesser Egyptian jerboa), 2328 nucleotides long. RefSeq names its product radial spoke head protein 6 homolog A-like. Gene Ontology annotation, biological process: cilium movement involved in cell motility; cilium assembly; axoneme assembly. The record is from RefSeq and is a predicted model, not a curated record. Gene Ontology annotation, cellular component: radial spoke; axoneme. The transcript is spliced from 6 exons. NCBI's taxonomy places the organism in Eukaryota, Metazoa, Chordata, Mammalia, Rodentia, Dipodidae. Bases 1 to 2205 code for a protein of 734 amino acids.